This is a messenger RNA of Wyeomyia smithii (pitcher-plant mosquito), 1109 nucleotides long. RefSeq lists its product as uncharacterized. Bases 126 to 935 code for a protein of 269 amino acids. Lineage: Eukaryota; Metazoa; Arthropoda; Insecta; Diptera; Culicidae. The record is from RefSeq and is a predicted model, not a curated record. The transcript is spliced from 2 exons.
GUAUAAAAACAAUAUCAAUCAAUCGAACCUGUUACAAUUAGCUUUGAACCAAGCUUCUGGCUAUUCUAAACUUUCUCGCCGACCACGGUUCAGUAAUUGUUAGUCCAGCACGGCAUUCAUACAACAUGAAGACCAUCGUAAUCCUCACGACAAUUUUAGGUUUGGCAGUAGCACAACGAGAAACGUCACUUAGCGUUAUUGAUAGUUUACGACAAGUUCAACCCGCCUACCGAGAAUUGCAGAACUACGUAGUGGCUGCCGUGGCCAAUGCCAAACUUAACAGCUCCGAUGUAAUUUACGAUUUCCACGGUGAAAUCUUUGUUGCAAAGGACAACUUCCUACGAUCGGCUGUCAACUUGGAAGCUAAUACGCUUCGACACAUCGAUGGACAAAGUUCGGAAACCGACAGCAGUUGUCUAGGAUUUCUGCGCAGUAGCAUCGAUGUUAACAUAAAUUUAGCGGGUGUAUCCUUCACCAAUUGUAUCAACGUCGUCGAUACAAAGCUAAAGGCCGAAAUCGACCAAGUAUACUCCCAUCUAGAACUGAACGAAACAUCCUUCCUCGACAUAAGUCUCUACGACGUUUUCCGCGGCCAAAACAUUUUCGUGAACCCGCAAGCUAUAAUCGAUCUCUUACAGGCAAAGCUGGGCCAACUGCAGCAAUCGCCCACUGGUCUGAUUGCUGAGCUAUCCGCACUGGUCGACGAUUUCCGCGCUCGUCUGGAUGUGAUCCGAGGAAGUUAUCGCCAGUGUCUAACCGUCAACGAUCAGCUGCUGCAAACCACAAUCAAUACGAUCCUGAUUCAGCUGCAGCAGAUUUGCAUGGGAGUACUUCUACCUAAUGUAGAGACCACAGCUGCUACGAAUGCAACACCCGAUCAACCACCAUCACCGGCCCCAGAGGAGUCUUUCUGGAAUUUUGCACGAAAACACUAGGCGCUCACAGCAAAUCGAAUGUGAUAUCGAAUAACAAAUAUAAAUCAAGUUUUACUUUAAAUCUACCGUGUUAGUGAAUAUUAGAUUAUUCAGUUUAUUUGAGUUCUAACACUACCUGUCGAAAGUGAUUGAUGGAAUAUAUGUAGAGAAAUAAAAAAAAACCGUGAGCACGAA